CGGGGCGGGCGGCGGCGGGGGAAGAUGGCGGCGGCUGUGGGCCGGUGGCGGGCCGGGCUGUGGCUGCUGGCCGUGGCGCUGCGGCUGGGUGGGCCGCGGGCCGAGCAGACCGAGGAGCACCUGAAGCGGGAGCACUCGCUCUCCAAGCCCUACCAGGGCGUGGGCUCGGCCAGCUCGGGGCUGUGGGACCUGCAGGGCAACGCCAUGGUGAUGACGCAGUACAUCCGCCUCACCCCCGACGCGCAGAGCAAGCGGGGCGCCGUCUGGAACCGCGUGCCGUGCUACCUCCGCGACUGGGAGAUGCAGGUGCACUUCAAAAUCCACGGGCAAGGCAAGAAGAACCUGAACGGCGACGGCUUUGCCAUCUGGUACACCAAGGACCGCAUGCAGCCAGGACCUGUCUUUGGAAGCAAGGAUAACUUCCUGGGCCUGGGGGUGUUUGUGGACACCUACCCGAACGAGGAGAAGCAGCAGGAGCGUGUCUUCCCCUACAUCUCUGCCAUGGUGAACAACGGCUCGCUCACGUACGACCACGACCGGGACGGGAGGCCCACGGAGCUGGGGGGCUGCACGGCCAUGGUGCGCAACCUCAACCACGACACCUUCCUGGUGAUCCGCUACGUCAAGAGGAGGCUGACGGUGAUGAUUGACAUUGAUGGCAAGCACGAGUGGCGGGACUGCAUCGACGUGCCAGGCGUGCGCUUGCCCCGCGGGUACUACUUCGGGACCUCCUCUGUCACUGGAGACCUCUCAGACAACCACGACAUCAUCUCGCUGAAGCUUUACCAGCUGACGGUGGAGCGGACGCCGGAGGAGGAGAAGCGAGACAGGGAGGUGUACCUGCCCGUGGUGGACAACCUGAAGCUGCCGGGCAUGGAGGCGCCGCUGGAGCCCAUGAGCGGCCUGGCUCUCUUCCUAAUCGUCUUCUUCUCCCUGGUUGCCAUCGUCUUCGCCAUCGUUAUCGGAGUCAUUGUCUACAACAAGUGGCAGGAGCAGAGCCGGAAACACUUCUAUUGACUUGGGAGCCUGCCUGGGAUGGCCCCUCGCUAGCCACACCCUAGCUCCCAUCCCAGGCUGGCCAGAGCGCGAUGGACCCGGCCUCGUGGCAGGGCCCCCGGUGUCCCCAAAGCCCCAGCGGGGACGGCCACCGUUUCUCGUCAGACUCCAGGACCCCCCGGUGCGAGCGGGGACCCCCAGCGCGGCGUGGCUGGGGCCGGGUGCUGCGGGGACGGAGCCGCCAUCCCCUGAGGGUUUGCUGGGAGCAGGAGCCUCGCUCUGGGAGCUGUUUGGGACUGGGCUGUGGGGUUAUGGCAGCGCCGAGCCGCCUCUCUGCUGUCCGGGGAAUACAGAGGUCACUGCUUCGGCUGUGAAAUCCCGGCUGAGAGCAACGCAGCGAGCAGAGCCCAGCCAAGCGCCUGCGUUCCUUGCCAGGCUCUGACGACAGCCCCUCUGCAGCGGUUUCCUUUCUAGGAGGGGUUUGCCGAGCUGCUCAUCCCCCCCCCGGCUGCUUUUUAGGCCGUCUUUAGAGACCGGACUGCUUUUCCUUGGCACCUUGAGCUCCCCCCACCACCGCACAACCCCUCUGGGUCCCUUCAGCCUCCCCGGUUUGAUGUUUUCGGGCUGCUGAUGGAUUUCCCCAUCCCAGGCAGCUCGAGCUGGCAGUCUGCCUGGCCGCUGGGGGCUUAAUUCCGUGCUCCCCUCUUUUACCACCCGUUUGCUGCUGCUGCUGCCGCCUCCCGGGGCUCGGCCCCUCUCCCCGCUCCAGCAUGCCGCUGCCUCCGCACGCCUUCCGCACCGGUGCCGUCCGCAUGCCGUGUCGUGGCUUCACCGGCUUUCCCCGGGGCUCCCCCUCGCUGCGUCCCGACCCCGCCGAGGAGGAGCCGAGCUGCGCGUGCCUCUCGGAGCCGCAGCUCCCGCUGCCCUUCAGGGAGCUGUAGUUUAUUCCUACCUCAGCGCCUUCUUGCUGUGUUUCUCUCGCCAGCGGUCGCCAGAAGGAACGGCGCGGCCGGUUUUACCUGCAAAGGGACGGGGCGGCCGCCUUCCCCCCGGGGACUGCCUCGAGCUCCUGUGGUCGCUUUCCCAGAGCGAGGGGUGGUGGCAGGGGGUCCCCGGAGGGACCCAAGAGAGGGAAAAAUGAGGUCACUUUGUCCCAGGAGCCUCCCAGCAGCUCUGGGCACGUCCAGAUGGCGAAUCUCUGCAGCACCCUCCUUGCUGGGGCCCUGGGGCAGGGCUGGGAGCUGUGUCCUCCGCACCCUGCUGCUUCCCGGGGUGCUUUCUGACCCGGGCCAGGUCCCAGCCCACGGGAAGCGGUGGUUUUUUGUGAGCAACCACUGCUUUUUUUGGCAGAAAGCUGCCGCCGGGGUAGGUGGAAGCUUUUUUAGAAGUGCCCAGGCGUUCUUGUGGCCUGAAAGGACUAUUUCUGGCGUUUUGCCUCUGGGUUUUUUUUUUGCCUGAUGACCAGGAGUGAAAUGCGUGCGCCUCUUCCCAGAGCUGUUACUGGUGUCUUGGAAUAAACGUUGGUGUGUGUGA
Molecule: messenger RNA, 2529 nt
Organism: Cygnus atratus (black swan)
Lineage: Eukaryota; Metazoa; Chordata; Aves; Anseriformes; Anatidae
Gene: LMAN2L
Product: lectin, mannose binding 2 like
Exons: 8
Coding region: 25-1017 (330 amino acids)
Biological process (GO): endoplasmic reticulum to Golgi vesicle-mediated transport; endoplasmic reticulum organization; Golgi organization
Cellular component (GO): COPII-coated ER to Golgi transport vesicle; endoplasmic reticulum-Golgi intermediate compartment; Golgi membrane
Molecular function (GO): D-mannose binding
Source: RefSeq, a predicted model, not a curated record